Pogonomyrmex barbatus (red harvester ant) is the source of this 1688-nucleotide messenger RNA. Its product is annotated as odorant receptor coreceptor-like. Gene Ontology annotation, molecular function: odorant binding; olfactory receptor activity. Gene Ontology annotation, cellular component: plasma membrane. NCBI's taxonomy places the organism in Eukaryota, Metazoa, Arthropoda, Insecta, Hymenoptera, Formicidae. The record is from RefSeq and is a predicted model, not a curated record. Gene Ontology annotation, biological process: sensory perception of smell; detection of chemical stimulus involved in sensory perception of smell.
AUGAUCUGUAUUAAAACUAGAUAUUUCAAUAUUCAUCGAAUUCUUUUACUUGCUGUUGGCUUAUGGCCUUAUUGUAAAUCGAAUCUUGUUCAGUUUCAAAUAAUGCUGUGCUUUACUAUUCUGAUAAGUUUUAUUAUUUUUCAACUCACAAUAUUCUUGACAGCAGAAUGCACUUCCCUUCUAGUAAUAAAAGUUCUUUGUACCACAACGUUUUCUAUUAUAUAUGUAAUAAAAUAUAAUUCAUUUUGGAUUAACGCUCGUAAUCUUACGAUAUUUUUUACUACAGAAUGCACUUCUCUUCUUAUAAUAAAAGUUUUAUGUACUACAACGUUUUCUAUUUUAUACGUAAUAAAAUAUAAUUCGUUUUUGAUUAACGCCCGUAAUGUAAAAUGUUUAAUGGAACGACUACAACAAAUCUGUAACGAGCUAAAAAAUGAAGAUGAAAUUAAUAUCAUGAAAGAACAUGGAAACAAUACAAAACGUUAUACAACUGUGAUUACGUUGUUUUGCAUAUGCUGUGUGUUUAUUCUUAUUAUAAUGCCAAUUCUAAAGCCACUCCUUAAUAUUAUUUUGCAUAUAAAUAAAUCUGAGUCACAUAAAACGCUACGGUUCAUAAUAAAUCAGGAAUAUUUUAUCGAUCAAGAGAAGUAUUCAUUCCUAAUUUUGUUGCACAUAAAUACAUUCAUAUGUAUAGGAUCAAUCACAGUAACAGCGACAGGAACAAUGCUUUUAGGAUAUAUGGUACAUGGAUGUGGAAUGUUUAAAAUUGCCAGUUACCGUAUGGAACAAGCAAUGACAAUUAAAAUUAUGAUUCAUAAAGAAAUAAUUUAUGCCGUCGACAUUCAUCGCAAAGCUAUAAAGUAUGUGGAACUUUUGUUAUCCAACUUUGAAGGAUCAUUCGUUUUAUUAAUACUGGUCGGUGUGAUAUCUUUAAGUCUUAAUCUUUUCGCAACAUAUCAAAUACAUGUCAUAACUGAAUAUUUUAUCGAUCAAGAAAAAUAUUCCUAUUUAAUUUUGUUACACGUCAAUAUAGUUGUAUGUAUAGGGGCGGCUACAGUAACAGCAACAGGUACAAUGCUCAGAGGAUGUCUCAUACAUGCCUGUGGAAUGUUUAAAAUUGCCAGUUAUCGCAUUGAGCAAGCAAUGACAAUGAAGUUCAAAAAGUUUAGUACAAAUAACGAGAUUAUGAUUUACAAGGAAAUAGGUUGUGCUAUCGACAUCCAUCGUAAAGCUAUGAAGUAUUCCGAAUUUUUAUUAUCCAGUUUUGAAGGAUCAUUCGCUUCAUUAAUAUUAGUCGGUGUGAUUUCGUUGAGUCUCAAUCUUUUUUCAGUUUUCCAAACUGCAUCGCUUGGAAAUAAUGAGGAAUGCGUAAUGCAUAUUGUUAUUUUGUUUGUCAUUCUUUUAUACAUGUUCUUAGCUAACUAUGUUGGACAAGAAGUUACAGACCACAAUAAUUACGUAUAUUCUACUGCGUAUAAUGUUCGGUGGUAUAUAGCACCCAUACAUAUACAAAAAUUAAUUCUCUUUAUAUUGCAAAAGGGUAGCAAAGUCUUCGUUUUAAAUGUUGGCAAAUUAUUUGGUGCAUCGUUAGAAAGUUUUGCCACGUUAAUAAAAGCAUCGAUGUCUUAUUUCACCUUUAUGUGUUCUAUGCAGUAAAGCAGAUAUAUUAUUUGACUCAACAGGCUGUG